This is a messenger RNA of Bursaphelenchus xylophilus (pine wood nematode), 3582 nucleotides long. NCBI's taxonomy places the organism in Eukaryota, Metazoa, Nematoda, Chromadorea, Rhabditida, Aphelenchoididae. The record is from the annotation of a GenBank genome assembly.
AUGGGAACCACAGAAUCUUUCGAUGCACCUCAGAACAUCUACAAAAGAGAGCCUGCCAAGAGGUUUGUUUUACUUGAGUUGUAAAAGAGUUCAAUUACGAAUAACUGUAAAAUACAAAUUGAGAUUCGUUUCAGAGUGUUUGUGAACAGAAAUCUGAGAUUGGAUAAGAUAAAAUUCUUUGGAUUCGACAUGGAUUACACUCUUGCAGGUAAAUUAAAUUAACAUUAGUUAAUUAAUUUAAAGAAUACAAAUCCCCGGCUCUCGAAGAAAUGACCUUCGGGCUUGUGGUUCAACGUCUGAUUGACAUCGGAUACCCCGAGGAUUUCAAGAAGUUCAAGUACAACCCGAUCUUCCCCGUCAGAGGUCUUUGGUUCGAUUAUCUUUAUGGGAACCUCCUGAAGGUUGAUGGAUUUGGGAACAUUCUGGCUGCCGUUCAUGGAUUCAGAUUUCUGAAGCCGUAAGUUUUCGACUUUUUUUAGUUUAUUAAUGAUUUUUGUGCUGUGGUGACAUCAAAAUAAAAACGCAUCAGUUGGUUUAUGAGAGCUAUUUACGGUAAACAAGUUUCAAAAGUUGUUUUCUAAUGAUGCCCUUAAAGAUUUUUGAUGCCACAUAUGAAUCCUUUCAGCGGAAAGUGCAAAUCUGCAGAGCUAGAGAAUGUUUUCGCAGAGUGUAAUAUUAUUAAGUAAUGUAUUUGUACAUUUAGGGGUGAAAUGGAUGAGUUUUAUCCCAACAAAUUCCUGCAUCUUUCGGAUCAACGGGUCUUUGUCUUGAACACCUUGUUCAAUUUACCCGAAACAUAUCUCUUAGCUGCUCUGGUCGAUUACUUUGACAACUCUCCACAUUAUCACAUGACGUCGGACAAAACGGGUGUAAAGAGUGGAGAAGUUGUAAUGUCAUACAAAUCUAUCUUCCAGGACAUCAGAGGUGCUGUAGACUGGGUGCAUUUUGAUGUAGGCAAUAUUUUUUUGUAAUUACAGGGUGUCCCAAAAAAAAUGCAUGUUAUUUUUAUGGCUACAUUUUAUAUACCAAACAAAAUUUAGCCAAACGAACGAUGGAUAUCAGUAACAUAGAGGAUUAUUGAUAACAUAUCAAGCCAGUUUCACAGUGGCUGCCCUUGGUGGCGAUAUAGAGCUUCAAACGUAACUUAAAAUUUUGGGCUCGGGGCCGCAGCCUUUUUCGAGGAAAUCGGUCCCGUUCUUGGCGCAACGAUUACUUUGCCAUUCCAAACUUUUGUGGUGUGUAGUACAGGCAAUGGCCUCCAAUUGAAAAAAAAUAUAGUCAAUCGGAUUCAGAUCCGGCGAGCAGACGGCCAUUUUGCGGACGGGGUGAAAUCGGGAAAAUCGUUCCCAUUUCGGGCCCUGAGUCGAUUUUGCCUUGUGAGCCGGAGCUGAGUCUAGCAAGGACGCCAAAUUUGCAUUGCCGAGGUUCUGCUGAGUCAACAGAAGUACGGGAAAAUCAAAAUUAACGCGGCGCUAAAGUUUUGCCCCCUUGAUCCGAGAAAACCAUGGAAUUCUUGCCGCUGGGAGAAAUUCCGCCUUAGGCGAUGACGGCCCGGAUUUUGACGGUUUUCGACGUUAGCCGACAUGCCGAGGGCCUCAUCUAAGAAGAUCCAAUUGCUCAGGUGGUUGUGCAUCCGCCAAAUAUUGAACCACGAACGAAUGCGCUCACGUCGGUGAGUUGCGGCCCAGCCCUUGAGUUUUCGACAUUUUUCGCGCCGCACGCAUUUGCCGUCUACUUUAAAGAUCUGAGCUUUUUACAGCUUAUACAGCGUGAGGCGUAGCUCAUCAUAGACUAUUCGGGUGACCGAUCGGUCGCUGAUGCCGAUCUCCAAGGCAAUUUUUUCUUGAAAAUAGCGUUUUGCUGUUGGUGUUCUCCCGGUUGACAGAACCGCUGGCGGUGCGUUUUCCUUUACGUCCUGGACGCUUACUAUCGUUAUCAAGCUCCUUACAUCGCGUGAUUACUUUUGACACAACGUCCUUUCUAUACUGGGCAAAUUUACAACUUGAACGGCUCAAAAAUAGUGACAAAAUCGCAGUUCCUUUGUUUCACAUUUUAAAAAACCAUGCUACUUAAUCGAUAUGAACACAAAACUGAAAUGACUAGGGCAGAAAAGCACGGAGAUUUUAGCAGUACAAAAAUCUUUUGGCCUGACCUAAACAUUUUCGCGUCAGGGCCCAUGGAAAAAAACAUGCAUUUUUUUUGGGACACCCUGUAGUUUAUGAUUGUACUAUGUGAUGAUAUAAUUUUUAAUUUUAUUUUUUCAGAGUGAUAUGAAAGAUAUUAUCUUGAAAAAUCUCGAUAAAUACGUUGUAAAAGAUGGGCGAGCCGUGGACUUGCUGACUCAAUUGCGGGCAGCUGACCGAAAGACCUUCUUGUUGACCAACAGUGAAUACUCAUAUACAAAUGUAAGCGAAGGUAGCUGAUUGUUACUUUCUUUGACAGGGUAUUAUGACAUAUCUUCUGGGUGAUAAGUGGACAUCUUACUUUGAUAUUACUGUAGUCAAUGCUCGGAAACCCUUGUGGUUUGCUGAGGGUACCGUGUUCAGAGAAGUGAACAAAGAGACCGGCGCCCUAAAUAUCGGGAUUCACACUGGACCUCUGAGACCAGGCGUUGUUUAUUCUGGAGGUAUGCUUUUUUUUCUCAAUCUAUCCGAGAUUUACGAGGUUUACUAUGUUAUUUUAGGUUCUUGUGAUGCAUUCAGACGUCUUGUUAAAUGCCGUGGAAAGGAUGUGUUGUAUAUUGGAGACCAUAUUUUUGGAGAUGUCUUGAGGUCAAAGAAGACUCGUGGAUGGAAAACUUUCUUGGUGGUACCGGAACUCACUCGAGAACUGACUGUUUGGACCGGCAAAAGGAGUUUGUUCGAGAGAUUGGGAGAAUUGGAGGUUUCUUUGGCCAAUUUAUACAAAGAUCUUGAUAGUAAAACGAAAGAAAAACCCGAAAUAAGCGAUAUUAUUGGAAGUAUCAGAGUGAGUUAGUCAUCCUAAUCACAGAACUGCUUAUUUAGAGUGUAACAUACGAAAUGGAUCAAGAGUAUGGCAUUAUCGGAUCGUUGUUCAGAAGUGGGUCUAGAACAACAUUCUUUGCCUCCCAAGUCGAGAGAUAUGCAGACAUCUACGCAUCUAGUUGUUACAAUCUUGUCCAUUAUCCUACCUUUUACUUCUUCAGAGCUCCCAUGAAUCUGAUGAGUCAUGAGAGGACAGUCGAUCAUUACUCAACGAUGCCAGGAAAGGAUGAUCCCGAGAACAUUGGACAAAGAGGUGGGUGAUUUUAAUUUGGACUUUGAUUUAUGUCCAUUAAAAUGAAUAUGGAGCUAGUUCAGCCUGAAUGACAUGCUGUUCUUAUCUUAUAUUCUAAUUAUAGUGCGAGGCUGGAGUCAGCUGUCCAAAUCAGGGACUUUCUGUUACGAGGAAGAGGAAGAAGAGACUUCCUCCAACUCCGAGAAUGAUUCCGCACAUGAUCAUAGUGGCAGUCAAUCGCAUCGGAGCGAUAAGAAGGAGAGUCAAGCCGAUCUGACGGCGGUUCUCAACAACCGUGAUGUUCUCGUUCCAACUGAAGGGCAUAUCGACGACGAAGAAUCUUAA